Messenger RNA from Cyprinodon tularosa, 2435 nucleotides. It is a transcript of the gene klc3, whose product is annotated as kinesin light chain 3. NCBI's taxonomy places the organism in Eukaryota, Metazoa, Chordata, Actinopteri, Cyprinodontiformes, Cyprinodontidae. Gene Ontology annotation, molecular function: kinesin binding. Gene Ontology annotation, biological process: axo-dendritic transport. The record is from RefSeq and is a predicted model, not a curated record. Bases 258 to 1790 code for a protein of 510 amino acids. The transcript is spliced from 14 exons. Gene Ontology annotation, cellular component: membrane-bounded organelle; cytoplasm; kinesin complex.
UAUCUUGGUUGCUAUGUGCUCACGGGAGGAGCUGACAGCCGAAGUAGCGACAGGUGAAUGAUUUACAACCUCCACUUUUCACCUGUACACACUAAAUUAAUUAAUGAAACUGAAAGCGAACCUGUUGAGCUGUUUCUGACAGCGAAAACAAACACUUUAUCACUGAAAGCUUGGCCAAAAGGACGGAGACCGUUUAGGAAGAGAUUUGAUUAGCAGGUCCAUCGCAGGUACAGCAGCAACAGAAAAACACAGAAAUCAUGCUGUCGGCAGAGGACAUCCUUAGCAGCACCCAGCAGGUGAUAGCAGGACUGGAAGCUCUGAGAGGAGAGAACCGCAGCCUGCUAGAGAACCUGCAGGGUGCGAUGGAGAGCAAGCAGGAGUCUGAGAGCGGCUGCGUUGAGCAGGAGAAGACCAGCAUCAUCCGAAAGUCGCUGGAGAGGAUUGAGUUGGGUCUGAGCGAGGCGCAAGUGAUGAUGGCGCUGUCGGCUCAUCUCGGUUCGCUGGAGGCAGAGAAGCAAAAGCUACGAGCUCAAGUACGUCGUCUUGUUCAGGAGAACCAGUGGCUGAGGGACGAGCUGGCCAGCGCUCAGCAGCGGCUGCAGGACAAGGAGCAGGAUGUGGUGACCCUGGAGGAGCAGAACAAACACCUGCAAUUCAUGUCCUCCAUACGCAGAUACGACCAGGACGAGCCUCCUCUGGAUGAAAAAGAAACUUCCUCCAACAAGGAGUCUCUGGAUGAUUUAUUUCCUGCAGAGGAUGAGGAACAGUCCCAGAUCUCCCAGCCUCACCACAGCAGCGCGGCGGCUGCAGCACAGCAGGGUGGCUACGAGAUCCCCGCCCGCCUUCGGACGCUCCACAACCUGGUCAUCCAGUACGCAUCUCAGGGUCGGUAUGAGGUCGCCGUGCCACUCUGCAAACAGGCUUUGGAAGACCUGGAGAAGUCCUCAGGCCACACCCACCCAGACGUAGCGACUAUGCUCAACAUACUGGCUCUGGUGUAUAGAGAUCAAAACAAGUACAAGGAGGCGGCUAACCUGUUGAACGAUGCGUUGGCGAUCAGGGAGAAAACACUCGGGAUGGACCAUCCGGCUGUGGCAGCGACACUUAACAACCUGGCUGUGCUUUAUGGUAAAAGAGGAAAAUACAAAGAGGCUGAGCCACUUUGUAAAAGAGCUCUGGAGAUCAGAGAGAAGGUUCUGGGUACAGACCACCCUGACGUGGCCAAGCAGCUGAACAACUUAGCCCUGCUGUGUCAGAAUCAGGGGAAGUACCAGGAAGUGGAGCAGUACUAUGAACGCGCUCUGCACAUCUAUCAGAGCAAACUGGGACCAGACGACGCCAACGUAGCAAAGACCAAGAACAACCUGGCCUCAUGUUAUCUGAAGCAGGGAAAAUACAGACAAGCUGAAGCUCUCUACAAAGAAAUUCUGACCAGAGCUCAUGAAAAAGAGUUUGGAUCUGUUGAAGGUGACAGUCGUCCUCGCUGGUCCAGUGUGGAGGAAAGUGGCUCCACAUCAGAAGGACUGAAGCGCAGCAGCUCCUUCACCAAACUCAGGGAGUCGAUACGUCGGAGUAGCGAGAAACUGGUGCGCAAACUUAAAGGAGUCGGAGUUGAGGAGAUGACCCCGAGGAAUGCUGGGAUGAAGAGAGCGAACUCCCUAAACGUGUUGAAUGUUGGAACCAGAGAAAAUCUGGAUGGAACCCAGUCAACUCAGCUGACCGACAGUCGAGGCUUGAGCUGCAGCACGCAGAGUCUGACCAGAAGAGGCUCACUGGGUGGGACCAGCUAACACAAAAAUGACGCACAAUUCAUUUAUAUUCAAGAAAAACUGAAGGGAUCUUUUUAAAACUUGAAAGAGGUAAAAAACACUCUUCUGAUUUAUCAUCAAGAGGAAUCCCCACGACGAGUCUACAAAAGAAGAACUGAGACGGUUGUUCUAAAACAGCCGAUAAAGAAGCACAUUUGCCGGUUUAGCUUUGACUCAUUUAACAGAUAUUUGUAGUGGGUUUGAUGAUGAGAACAGGAAAAUAGAUUUUAUAACCACACUUUAGGGUGCUGCAACACUGGACUAAGCCUGAACCAGAACCGGACUGGCCUGCAGGCUCAGGGUGUGAUGUGGAGCAUAGGAGCUACCGAUAGAUUUUAAAACGUUCCUCUUAAAGACUUAGACAGAUUUAUUUUGUCAUUUUGCAUACACAAGUGUAUACAAAAAGAAAUUGUUUAAAACAGCUCUAGAAUUUCUUUUUUUUAGGUGCAGCCUAGAAAAAAGAACAAAGGUGCAACAUUCAACAAGUUUAAUGGCUGAAACAAAGCAACACAAACCCAACUGUGAGGAUUAUCAACCAGCUUUAAGACACUGGAUGCAGCAGACUGCAAUUUAAACCAUUUAUUUAAACCUACCUUAUGCUGAUUGCAUUACUUCAUCUAAACAAUA